This is a messenger RNA of Durusdinium trenchii, 1666 nucleotides long. NCBI's taxonomy places the organism in Eukaryota, Dinophyceae, Suessiales, Symbiodiniaceae. The record is from the annotation of a GenBank genome assembly.
GCAAGGUUGGAGGCACGUCAUGCGCAUCUGAUGCGCAUUUUGCGCAUUCGCCAUGGCAGAUGAACGCUUGUCAGAGCAGUUGCUGACGGCCUGCACCAAAGGCCUGGCAGGUUUGGUGCCUUUGUUGUUGAAGAAAGGUGCCUCAGUGAAUUGGACACGAUCUGAUGGCUGGACGCCCUUAAUGUCUGCUUGCAGCGGGGGUCAUCUCACAGUGGCGCAGCUACUCUUAGAUGCUGGUGCAUGUGUGGAUGCUGCAGCAGCCGAUGGCUUUACGGCUUUGAUGGAGGCCUGUACUGCAGGGCAUCUGGAGCUGGUAGGCUUGCUCUUGAUCCAUGGUGCCAACAUUUCUCAUGCGACUCCCAGUGGACGCACGGCAGUGAUUUUGGCCAGUCUCUAUGGGCACACCGAGGUGGUUGAGCUUCUGUUGCAGCACCAUGCUGACCCUCGACCCAACAAGUUCACGGCAUUGCAUGCCGCAUCAGGGAAUGGGCAGGCAGGGGUGGUGCAGCUUCUGCUGCGAGAAGUUCCCUUGAUGGCCGAUUCCGAAGAAGCCUCAGGAUCUUUCAUCUCAGCUUGUGCCAAUGGACAUCUUGAGGCAGCACAACUUCUGCUGGAACAUGGUGUUUCUCCUUGUGUCGCCAGUGCCGAUGGCACCACUGCAUUGAUGAAGGCUUGUAUGGGAAGCCACCGGGAUGUGGCCGCUGAGCUCAUCUUGUACGGUGCCAGCGUGGAAGAUGCCUUGAACACCGCCCGGCGCAGCAAGAUGCCCGGCGUCACCCGGGUCCUGCACCGCGCCGUGGAGGAGGCGAUGGCCCGCCGGAAAGAGGAGGAUUGCCGAGGCUUAGAUGAUUUAGUGCAAAGCAUUGAGGGCAAAAAGAAGGGCAAGAAGCUUCAGAGCAGCAAGUCUUCGCACUUCUCGUCACGUACUCGCUCCCACUUCUCGGCGGCCUCCACGUCCACGGCCCUCGCCUUCUCGGAGGGCGCCACGGAGACCUCUCCGGGCCGCCCGGAGCAUGCGGAACAGACGGAUGAUGAGCAUGAAGAAGGCUUCGUGGCCAAUCCCAAGUGCCCCUUCAGCGGCGCCUCCUGGUUCAAAGCUCUUGCCAGUGAGGAUGAGGGAGUCGACCCCUUCAGUCCGGACGGCGGUCGCGAGGACGCGGACGCGGUGGAGCGGGUGGACGGGGCGAUCGAAGAGGACCACGGCACUGUGCCUUGGCAGAGGGUCUUGGAGGAGACCUCUGGCUACUUUCCGGAGUCCACCUCAAGCCGUUUAGAUGGCUAUGGACUUCCCGUUUGUCGGCAGAUGCCCAUCUAUGGCACUGCAUGCUAUACGAUUGAAGUGCUCAUGGAGGAGCCCCCAUCACCGAUUUGAGAGGACCCCAAAUGAGCGUGCAAUUUGUGCAGCCAACAGAGCUGUGCAGAGCUGUGCUGAUGGAACAGGACAGGAUUCGAUGGCAGUUGCGUCAAUGUUUCACCCUUCUCUCCGUGGCAAUGGCCUCUCUGAGUGCUUCAGCCUAGCCCAUUUUUGGGGGCUGACGUUGGUCGGGGCAGAAGCAGCACAACGCACGGAGAUCAGCACUAAGCUUGAGCUGCACCCAGUGGUGUGUGCUAUCAAUAGCACCGUUGGCCGGUGGCCUUUAGUCUCACGCUUUUCACUGUAAUGACC